This is a messenger RNA of Salvia hispanica, 1172 nucleotides long. NCBI's taxonomy places the organism in Eukaryota, Viridiplantae, Streptophyta, Magnoliopsida, Lamiales, Lamiaceae. The record is from RefSeq and is a predicted model, not a curated record.
UACAUCAUACUAAUUGAACUUGUAAUUAUACUUGUUAUCCUCUUUCCAAUUGACUUUUGUAUUUAAUUUCAUAAUUUCGGAAAAAACAUACAUAAGUCAUGAGGUGAUGAAAGCGAAGUGUGAUAUCUUUGAUUCAGCUAGCAUCUCUCAUCUUCUCUAUAUUGCGAGCUCCUUUCAGCAUUCAUUUCCUGUAAGCUUUUAUUGUGCUGGUUUCAUUAUCAUCACUAGCUAGAUUUUUUUUCACUUCUCCACCUUUUCUUUGAGAUUAUUUGCAUAUCUGGUUUUCCCUUUUUAAACCCUUUUGAACAAUUUCUUAUAACCAAAGGAAACCUAAAGAUCUCCCAAUCCAUGAAAAUUCAUCAAAAGAAUUGAAGAUGAUGGAUCAAGUUUUGAGAAAGAAACCCUAGAUUGAUUAAUUAUUGGGGCAAUAACUCCUACUAAAUUAAUCGAUCGAGCUAGACAUUAUGGAUGAGUGGAGCCAUCUUGAUUCCUUAUGGUCAGUUGAUGAAGAGAUACUAGAAUCUGGGGUGGGCCCAGCUCAGAUGGAUAAUAGAGCUGGUGAGGCCUCAGCCUCAGCCUCAGCCUCAGCAUCAGCAACACAACAACAAGCAGUAGCCAGGAACAAAUUGAUCAAGACAAGAUCUGCAAGAAAGAAUAGUAGUACUAAUGUAACAGAAAUUGCGGAAGAAGAAGGUGUGAAGAAGCUGGACCACAACGCAAAGGAGAGGAUUCGAAGAAUGAAGCUUAAUGCAUCUUACCUUGCUCUUCAAGCACUGCUUCCUGAUUCCAGAAGAUCUAAGAAGAAGUGGAGUGCACCUGCAAUAGUAGAUAGAGUGGUGACAUACAUUCCUGAGCUGGAGAAUGAGAUAGAAUCAUUGAGAGGCAAAAAGGAAAAUGUGCAGUUACAACGAGCCAAGGAGAGUAAAUCGAGUGCUAAAGAGCAAGACCCCACCAUUUCUUUGAACCAAGUUAAUCAACAAGAAGCAAUUUUUCAAGUUUGUUUGGAGAGACAAGAACAAGAAGAAUCACAACUCACCCAUUUUCUGGAAGGUCUUGAAAGUGAGGGUGUGAGCAUCAAGAGCGCUUCGGCUCUCGACGUUUCUGACACCAGAAUUUGCUUCCAUUUACACAUCCAGGUAACCUACACAUCUUAAUUCUAUCUAAUACUCUAU